GUUGGCCAGAAAGUUGCUUCCAAACCCCGGCUUUCAGUUCACAUCCAACAUAUUGCAGAGGUGGUGGCAUCAACGGAGAAUUUUGUGAGCCAAGGUCGACUGAAAUACAAACAAGCGACCAACAAAAAAAAAUUUAAACUCACGGAAAAUAACAAAGAAUCAACUCUGCAGUUUCCCCAUUUUGGUCCGAAAAAGUGCUACGUGUGGAAACGAAGAAAAUCCCUUCUGUUGAAAAUCAAUUGAAGAUCACUUGAAGAUCAUUCACCGCGAGAUCAGUUCGUGAUUGUAAUUAGCAAAAGUGAUGAACUAAGAGAGAGGUGCAGCCGUUUUUUUUUUUGUGUGAAUUUUCUUAUCUGCACGGGAGUUGGUUUGCGAAGCAAAAGACAACACAGAGGAGGCCAUCAUGUGUAACUACAAGGUUGCCAGAUCAGCACUACACAAGCUCUUCGUGUACGGGACACUCAAGAGAGGAGAACCUAAUCACUACUGGUUGAAAAAGGCAAGCAAUGGAUAUGCCAAGUACAUCUGCAAAGCAGCCACAACGAAGAAGAUGCCUCUGGUUAUUGCCACACGCUACAACAUCCCAUUCCUGCUUGAUAAGCCCGGACAUGGGAAUUACGUUGCGGGGGAGAUCUACGAAGUUGAUGACAGGAUGUUGGAUAAAAUUGAAAACCUCGAGGGUAGAGAUCUCCUCAGCAGGGAUAUUCAGGAUAUGAAUAUGGGGCUCCAGGAAGGAAUCGUUCCAUGCUAUGUGUUUCUGCUGAAAAACUAUCCAGAGUACCUCGAUCAACUGCCAUACCUCUCGGAAUACCUCAACACUGCACGGCAUCCCUAUGAAGCUAGAUCAGAGCGUGAUGAGAAGAUUGUGGCCAAGAAUGACUUACUGUACAAUUUAUUCAUCUGAAGGAACAUCCUUUUUGUGAUUUUGCGAAGGAAAAGUUUUCCAAGAGAUCGCCGAGACUAGUCUCAUUCCUCUCUGUUGAGUAUUUUAAUGCUGGUUUCUUGUGCGAGUCAUUGAUUAAAUUUUUUCUAUAACAAA
This is a messenger RNA of Lutzomyia longipalpis, 1039 nucleotides long. It is a transcript of the gene Tina-1, whose product is annotated as troponin C-akin-1 protein. Lineage: Eukaryota; Metazoa; Arthropoda; Insecta; Diptera; Psychodidae. Gene Ontology annotation, molecular function: gamma-glutamylaminecyclotransferase activity. The record is from RefSeq and is a predicted model, not a curated record. The coding region runs from base 404 to 904 and encodes 166 amino acids. The transcript is spliced from 3 exons.